Molecule: messenger RNA, 1939 nt
Organism: Zophobas morio
Lineage: Eukaryota; Metazoa; Arthropoda; Insecta; Coleoptera; Tenebrionidae
Product: putative fatty acyl-CoA reductase CG5065
Exons: 7
Coding region: 379-1872 (497 amino acids)
Biological process (GO): long-chain fatty-acyl-CoA metabolic process
Cellular component (GO): peroxisome
Molecular function (GO): alcohol-forming very long-chain fatty acyl-CoA reductase (NADP+) activity
Source: RefSeq, a predicted model, not a curated record
AUCAAACAGUGCACACAACGUCCACAAAUCAGUUCAUUUUCACGCCCUGAAUCAUCAGACGAGCAGAUAAAAACCGCACUGGAACGAAAAAAAUUGCAUUAACUAUCACCUACAGUUUUACUAAAAGUACACGACUUUCCAGUAAACAAAAAACUAACUCUCACUCAUUCCAAACACACUUAAAACAAUAUUCAAAUCCCCAAUUUGUAAACGUAACACACUUUUCACUGGGUCAUAAAAAACCAAAACCAAUAAAUUGUAAACGACACCUGCUGUACGUGCGUCAGCCCCCACAGCCCCCACCACUCAUCGCCAACAAUUGAAGAGCACGAACCACCACAAGCCACUCUUCACUAAGCCGCUAACGAAGAAACCAAGAUGAGCGAAAUGUACCAAACGUACCCCGACCGCAUCGCGCGCUUUUUCGAAGACAAAACCGUGCUGAUAACGGGGGCCACCGGCUUCGUGGGGAAAGUGUUGUUAGAGAAAAUGUUGCGUGCAUGCGGCGGGGUAAAGAAGGUUUACGUACUGAUUAGAAGCAAAAGGGAGAAGGAGCCGCAGAUACGACUGGUCGAGCUCUUCCGGGAUCCAAUCUUCGGGGUGUUAAAAACCCAGCACGACGCUUCUAUUUUCCAAAAAGUAGAAGCUAUUUCAGGCGACGUGUCCCUCCCAGGUCUCGAUUUGUCCCUCUCUGACAGAAAAAAGCUUUGUUCAGAAGUGGAAAUAAUCUUCCACUGUGCCGCUAUAGUCAGGUUUGACAUACCGCUGCAAGAAGCCGUGAUUGUCAACGUGCGUGGGACCAAACUUAUGUUAGAACUGGCAAAGGAGUGUCAAAAUUUGCUCAAUUUUGUGCACGUUUCGACUGCUUAUUGUCACCUAGACGAGGAUAUAGUCAAGGAGCAGAUAUACCCCCCACCUAGAAACCCUCACGACGUCAUCAAAAUCUGCGAGUGUUUGGAGAACGAGCUUGUCGAGACGAUCAAAAAUAAGAUUUUGGAGAAAUUCCCUAAUUGUUAUCCGUUUACAAAGGCGCUGAGUGAGGGUUUGGUUAGUGACGAAAUGGAGCGUCUGCCUGUGGUGAUUUUUCGGCCAUCAGUUGUGGUACCUAUUUGGAGAGAACCCCUUCCCGGAUAUACUGAUAACAUAAACGGCCCCACUGGACUCCUAAUAGGGGGCGGGAAAGGCGUGAUUAGAACGCUUUUCUGUCGAGGCGACGGCUAUUUAGACUACAUUCCGGCUGACCUCGUAGCUAACGGACUCUUAUUUAGCACUUUCGAUUUUGUUACCAACAAAGGACAACGAAGAGUUUACAACGCCGUUUCGUCCCACGCCUACAAACUAACGUUCAACCAAGUGGUCAAAAUGGGCAAAACCAUCGUAGAGACGGCUUUACCAUUCAACAACAUUUUCUGGUACCCGGGGGGUUCCCUCACCCAAUCUAAAAUCAAACACUACACAAUCAUGACCCUAUUUCAAAUACUUCCAGCGCUGAUUAUCGACACCAUUUUGAUUCUUUGUCGCAUAAAACCAUUCUUCAUGAAAAUUCAAAAACGCACCCUGAAUGCCUACGCUCUUUGCGAAUACUAUGUUAACAGAAACUGGGAUUUCGAUAACAGUAAAAGCAUGGAAGCGAUUGAACUUUUGAACCCCAGGGAACGAGAAAUUUAUAAAAUGGACGGACGAGGGGGCAAUUUUCGCGACUAUUUUUUGAAUUGUAUACACUCAGCGCGGCUGUAUUUGUUGAAAGAAAGUGAUGACCAGAUUCCAGCAGCCAAAAUGCAAAUGAAAGUAAUGUGGUUCGUGGAUUGGUUGUGCAAAAUCUUCGUCGUCUCGGCUUUAUUCUACUAUAUUUCGUCUAAAUUAUUCUCAUAAAUGUCUAAGUUGUAGUUUUAAAUUGUAGGACACUUUAAUUUAAUUAAAUAAAAAGAAUCACUCUGUA